Molecule: messenger RNA, 600 nt
Organism: Gongylonema pulchrum
Lineage: Eukaryota; Metazoa; Nematoda; Chromadorea; Rhabditida; Gongylonematidae
Source: the annotation of a GenBank genome assembly
CCGUUUGCAUAUUUGACCAUACCAGCGGGGCCGGAACAAGUGGAACCUGAAGAUCUGAGCAGACAGUCAUCACCAGGCAACAGAGAGCGUGAGGUAAGAGGACUUUCGAUGAGAUGUGGAGCGUUGGAUUACUGGCCUUCAGCACCAUGGGUUGAAAUGAAUCAGCUCAGAAUGUUAAAUUGGCAGCCAAGCGAAUCUAUUGCGCGAUAUUUGGCUGGAACGGAGGAAACUGAAUCAACAAACAGUCGUGCCCAGUUCGCCCAUGCAGCAACAAACGACGGAGAGCGCGGCCAGGCAUUAUGGUACCCUUCACAGCAUGUCAGCCAAAUGUCCUCACCUUCUCAUCCGCAAUUCGACGAGGGGUUUCGGCUUGCUGCGCAGCACAGCGGUCAAGAAUCCAGGCUUCGUCUGUCGCACAGCGACCAAAUACCCAUGCCAUUUAUGCAACACGGUGGUCAAGCAAUCCAGUCUUCUGAGGAUGUCCCUGCACAUAUAAGGCAACCAAAGAAAUGUUGUUGUUGCGACGUGGUUUUCGAACAAAGCUAUGUGACAGUAUCAGAUGGCGCUUCCAGUGCUCAGUUUGUCGUAGGUGCUUCAUGA